Engraulis encrasicolus (European anchovy) is the source of this 1941-nucleotide messenger RNA. It is a transcript of the gene xbp1, whose product is annotated as X-box binding protein 1. Gene Ontology annotation, molecular function: DNA-binding transcription factor activity, RNA polymerase II-specific; RNA polymerase II transcription regulatory region sequence-specific DNA binding. The record is from RefSeq and is a predicted model, not a curated record. Gene Ontology annotation, biological process: regulation of DNA-templated transcription. Lineage: Eukaryota; Metazoa; Chordata; Actinopteri; Clupeiformes; Engraulidae. Gene Ontology annotation, cellular component: nucleus.
CUGGCAGAUAUUUUCUUCGAGUAAAAGGUAGCUGUAAGAUCGAAGGGAAUUUGCCCUUCUUUUUUUGGAAAACGACCAUUUUUUAAAUUCACAAUUCAUAGGAUCACACUCGGAUCCAACAAGAAACACAGAAUGGUUGUAGUGACAGCUGGAGCUGGGGGCGCCCACAAAGUCCUCUUGAUAUCUGGAAAUCAAAAUGCUUCAACACAGGGAGGUUUCAACCGUUCGAUAUCGGUUGUUCUCCCCUCAUCAUCAGCAAGCCAAGUUUCAUCAGAUUCAGAUUCAAAUAUGUCCGGGCCACCUCCGAGGAAAAGGCAGCGACUCACACACUUGAGCCCCGAGGAAAAAGCACUUCGGAGGAAACUCAAGAACAGAGUUGCUGCUCAGACCGCAAGAGACAGAAAAAAGGCCAAAAUGGGAGAGUUGGAACAGCAGGUUUUGGAGCUCGAGAUGGAGAACCAGAAGCUCUGUCUUGAGAAUCGGCUGUUACUGGAAAAGACGAGUGACCUCAUCACAGAGAAUGAGGAACUAAGACAGAGAUUGGGCUUGGAUGCCCUGGAUGAGGAUGAGGAUGAGGAUAAGGUGCAGGCUGUAGAGUCCGUCGGCGUGGGCUCUUUCGGCUUGGGGAUCGGGUCUUCUGAGUCUGCAGUACUCAGGCUACGUGUGUCCGCAGCAGGUGCAGGCCCAGCAGUCCUCAAGUCAGAAGAGUUCGCUGCCAUGGACACUGGCAGCAGUACUGGCGCUUCAGACGCUGAGUCUGAUCUCUUGCUUGGCAUCCUGGACAUCCUCGACCCAGAGCUCUUCCUCAAGGGCAGCCUUGCAGCAGCAGCAGAGUCUCAAGACGGCCAGCUCGUGCUGCCUGCAGGCCCGCAGGGACUUCCAGUAUGCCCCGCCUCACCUUCUGCUCUGGGGGCCGCACCAGUUAAGCUGGAGGCCCAUCAUGAACUGAUCCACUUUGACCACAUCUACACCAAGCACCAGGUGGUGCAGGAGGCUGAGGAGGUGCAGGAAGAGGUGGUGUGCGUGGUGGAGGAGGAGAGCGUGCAGGAGGUGAAGAUGGAAGAUGACGACGAGCAACAUCUGCAGAAACGAAAGGACGUGGAGGAGGACUCCGAUGACGAGGAUGAUGAUGAAGAUGAAGAUCAGGAGGUGGCCUUCUCCCCAGCGGCCCAGGAGGUGGUGGUGGUGGAGGAGGAGGACGUGUCUGUGAAGGACGAGCCAGAGGAGGUUCUCAUUCCGGAGACGGCUGCUGCCGGUGCUCCGACAGGCUCCGUGGACGACUUCCUCCCCCAGAACUCCCCCUCCCUGGCCAGCUACGGGAAGGCCUCAGCCUACCUGACAGACGCAUACAGUGACUCUGGAUACGAGAGGUCCCCUUCCCCCUUCAGCAACAUGUCUUCUCCACUGUGCUCUGAGAGCUCAUGGGAAGACGUGUUUGCCAAUGAACUGUUCCCCCAGUUGAUCAGUGUUUGAGCCCCUAAUUUGCCCUAAAACCAAAUCAAGUUUUUUUUAUUUUAUUUUAUUGUAUUUUACAAUACUGGCCAUCUCUUUGUAGCGUAAAACAAAACGUAACAUUUUAUUUCUCUUGUUUAUAUUGUAAAUAUGCUUCGAAUCGUCAACUUAAUAUGAAGGUUGACAUCAGAGUUCUAAAGUACUAAAACUCAAAACAAAAAUUGGUAGAUGUUGUGCCAGUUUCGUUAGACAAAAUAAAAUCUUACUAGCUCUGCUGGGGUUCUAACAGAAAUGAUCUACAAUCUCCAUCUUCUGAAUGGGGUUCCAGGGACUAAUCGUAUCCUGUCUAUUUAUUUAUGUAUUUAGUUUGAGUCUUCUGUAUGUAAUGUCAGAAAUAUAAAAUGCUUCACUAUAAAAUGUAUUAUUUUAAAUUGAAAGCUUUGUCCUCCUACCACACUAUCCUGUAUUAAACGUUUCAGCAUUGCAGAA